UGUAUGUCAACAGAUAAAACUACAAAAUAGACUUAUAAAUUAAUGGAAUGGCAAAGAUACACAUCGACAAACACGCAGCCAAUUCAGUGGAGGCUUAUUUAGAAUACAGAAGGAUUGUUGGGGAAGAUGAUGGAGGAAGACUGUUUUCAGAGGACGAGUACAAGAAAUACAAAGAGACAGUGGUGCCAGGACGAAUGCAGAACCGCCUUUAUGUCAGUUUUGGAGUCCCGGGACAGAUAGAUUGCAAACUAAUUGGACCUGAGACAACUUGCUUCUGUACACACAGGUAUAAACAGCACUGCACAGACUUUAAGGAGUUGCCAAAGGAAAGGCCUAUGCUCUUGCCCUGUAGAGUCAAAGGUUGUCAAUGUGCUUCUUAUGAAUAUGUUCAUAUCAACGGCUCUAAACCAGUGCGCUGUCGAUGCAAACAUACAACAAGUGAGCACAAAGAAGAUGCAAGACACUUGUGCAAGAAAUGCACUCACUGCACUGGCUAUCGAAGUCCAUUCACCUGUGGAUGUGGUGAGCCAGGAUAUGCCCAUGUGACACUGAUUGAAACCAGGGAAGAGCGCAUGGCACAGGGUCAUCCAGUGGGCAGAGCGGUCCCUUAUGCAGCCAUGGGAGGCCUGACUGGCUUCAGCUCACUGGCAGAAGGUUAUCUAAGACUGGAUCCCAGUGGCAUAGGGAAUACAUGUUAACUGCAUACACAGUAGGCAACUUGUCACCUGAUACUCGUGCUUUUGCAAACAUGAUGUUAGCAUUAGAUUAGCACACGCCCCUAGAGUCAACAUAGCUGUUAUUUUAUCUUUUGUAAUCAGCAUGAGAGGUAACUCUUAAGGUUAUUGUACUGCUGCUUUUAUACACUGAUAAAAAUCUUCUUAUUGGCAUCCAUGA
Molecule: messenger RNA, 894 nt
Organism: Danio aesculapii
Lineage: Eukaryota; Metazoa; Chordata; Actinopteri; Cypriniformes; Danionidae
Gene: fam221a
Product: family with sequence similarity 221 member A
Exons: 4
Coding region: 48-698 (216 amino acids)
Source: RefSeq, a predicted model, not a curated record